AGCAUCGACAUCGCGCCUUUGCCUGCAUCGUAAAUUGUGCAACGUAGAGAAACGUACAAAAAACAAUGAACAGGAAAAACGCAAUUGAAUAAUUCAAAUUUAAAUAUCGAAUGUUAAAAACACAGCACUACUCACCUUCAUGUCAGUGAUAAUCUGUUGAAAGAGGCCACCCAAAGCACUGCACUCUCUCUCAAUUGUUGCAUCCAUCUUUGACGAUCCGAAAUGAUUUUGUUACUUGCCCUCAAUAAAGUUCUUCCGCAUCAGAAUCGUUGAAAAGUUCACUUCUUGUCAUCUCUACGGGAAUGUACGGAAUUGCCGUAAGAAUAUUGACGGUCCGUGUAAUUCGCCAUUUUCGUAACGAACAACGAUAAAUUUGAAGUAACACGCGAGAAAACACGGUCGAGUAUAUCUACAUAAAUUCGACUGCCAUGUACGCCACGAUAAUCGCCUCUACUGAAUUAAUUAGAAAUACAAGGAAUCACUGUCAAAGUCUCACAAGUACGUACUAAAAACGAUUUGGAAUCAUAACAUCGAUUAGUUUCGCGAAGAAAGAUUGUAAACACUAGGAACAGGUUUGACGAAGCAACGCACUUUUCGCAACAAUCGAGUAAAGCUUGCGUCUGCGUCGCUUCUGUUUUCGUUGUAAUAUCUGGACACCCGUAGAUGCCCCCUACUGCGACCCCGUUACAGAACUUCAAAUUGAGGAUUCGGAGUUAUGUAUAUCUAAUCGUUACUCAGGGUGAGGGCUCUCUCUCUUUCCCUACCCCUUCGACAAUCACUUCCGGAGUGUCGACUAUUGAAAGAGGACAUCCUGCAUCAUUGCUUGCUUAUUCUGAUUGGUUAUUCAAUGCGACUAUGAACACAGAGAAUUCUCAUAAAGACAAAACUCCGCCAUUUUUCGAAAACGAUUGACCAGUGCGCAUGCGUCCGUAAAUAGAACUAUCGUGAAUAUAGCCUCGGAAGUCAUUACAUUCUAUGCGCGUAUCUACGCGAAAAAUCUUCAUUAUCUACAGAGAGUAGGGGAACGCAUCGGGAGAUCUCUUACGGAAUAGUCAUUUCAUAUUUAGCGAUAAAAGAUUUAAAUAAGUGGAAGUAUGAGUCUUAUAUCAAAAUAUAAUGAAUCGUUUCAUGAUAUGUUACAACAGUAUUUCGUACAAUUAAUAGAAGCCAUGCCGAGCAUUGUAAAAGUCAUUACACUUACUGGAGGUGUUAUCGCCGUUACAUCGUAUGCACUUCACUGUACUCAUGCACGUCGUCAUAAAAGAUUUGCUGCGCGCAAAACAACAGACAAUUCAAAAACAUCGCAAGAAAUUAAAAAUUAUGAACGUUCGAUCAUUAGAGAACGAAGCGUAAUUAGACAUAAUGCAAUGAUUCGUAAAUUGGAAUAUUCAGCUGAUAGAUGUUACGACAAAGUACAUGCAUUGAAAUGCAUUGAUAUAGUUAUUUAUUGUCCACAAUUGUUGAAUGUAAAGUCUCCAAUUAAUGGUAUAACACCCUUUCAUCGAGUUUGUUACCAUGGUCAUACAUGCUUAAUAACAUUUAUGUUAGGAAAAGGUGCAGAUCCUCUUAUAACUACAAUAGCAGGAGAAAAUGCUUUAUGCGUGGCUAUAUAUUAUUAUCUUAAUAAUCCAUUAAAAGAUGAUUUUUCUUGUCUGGAAAUAUUGUAUGAAACAGGAUGCAGAUUUGGUGUUAAAAAUUCAUGGUACGAUAUUUUUCUAAAAAUGGCAGUUACUAAAAACCAUACAAAAUUGAUGCAAUGGUUAAUUUUACAUCAACAAGUACCACCCUGUGAAAUUUCUAGAAGUUAUUCCACACCAGCAUAAUAAUGAGCAGUUUGAAAUAAUAGAUAAAACAGUACAAAAUAUACAUUAAUAUAUAUUUAUGAAGAGAAUAAUUGCUUUAGUAUUUAACUUAUGUUUAACAAAACUGUGUGAAACUGUUACUGUGUAUUUUAUAUGACAUAUCUAGAAUAAAAAAAAAUAUUACUACAUUACUA
Megalopta genalis is the source of this 1996-nucleotide messenger RNA. NCBI's taxonomy places the organism in Eukaryota, Metazoa, Arthropoda, Insecta, Hymenoptera, Halictidae. The record is from RefSeq and is a predicted model, not a curated record.